This is a messenger RNA of Physella acuta, 5557 nucleotides long. Its product is annotated as chloride channel protein 2. Gene Ontology annotation, biological process: chloride transport; transmembrane transport. Gene Ontology annotation, molecular function: voltage-gated chloride channel activity. Lineage: Eukaryota; Metazoa; Mollusca; Gastropoda; Physidae. The record is from RefSeq and is a predicted model, not a curated record. Gene Ontology annotation, cellular component: plasma membrane.
CAUUCACCUGUCAGACGACGUCACAUAAAUUACCAGCCGUGUAGACUUCCUUUGGGAAAGUGACUUCUGUAGCCUCAGUUUACCUGGUCAACUUGGAGCGGCCUAAAAACUCUUCUACACUUGUGUUCACGGAACAAAUAGAUUUUGUUUGUUGGAUGCUCCUCUCUUCAAGUCUAACGGGAUAAUCGAUUUCAUGGAGUUUUAAUCGUGUGGUAAUAACCAGGAACAGUAACUCUAACAUCGAAAGAAAGAAAUGGCGAAAGAAACAAGUACUAGCUUUGGUUACGAACAAACUUUGCUGUAUGGUAAAUAUACCCAAGAACUAAGCUCAUUUGCUAAGUUUCAAGCUACACUCCCAAAACUACAGCCAGAAGAGUUGGAAGAUGAAGAAAAAUUGAAAAAGCCACAUAAGUUGGAUUUUAUAUGGAGAUAUUUAAAAAGAGCUGCUGAAAUUCGAGAUGCCAUUUUUCUUAAAAUUGGAGAAGAUUGGAUUUUUUUACUGCUUCUAGGAGUUCUAAAUGCCUUACUUAGUUUUGUAAUGGACUUUGUCAUAGAAAAGUGUCAAGAGGCUAAGUUCUGGCUGUAUGAUGAGCUCCAGUUUUCAGUAGGAUUACAGUAUUUAGCCUGGGUCUCAUAUUCUCUGCUGUUUAUCCUGUUUGCUGUUGGAUUUACUCACCUUGUAUCUCCUCAAGCAAUUGGUUCUGGAAUACCAGAAAUGAAGACAAUCUUAAGAGGAGUUGUUCUUAAAGAAUACCUGACAUUUAGAACAUUGAUAGCUAAAGUUGUUGGCCUUUGUUCAUCUUUGGGUAGUACAUUACCAUUCGGAAAGGAGGGUCCAUUUGUACACAUUGCCAGUAUAAUGGCCACACUGCUAAGUAAAGCCAUUGGGUCUUUUAGAGGCAUAUAUGAGAAUGAAUCCAGGCGCUCAGAAAUGUUGGCAGCUGCUUGUGCUGUUGGUGUUGCUGGAACAUUUGCCUCACCUAUAGGGGGUGUUUUAUUUAGCAUAGAGGUAACUGCAACCUAUUUUGCUGUUAGAAAUUAUUGGCGAGGAUUUUUCUCUGCUGUCUGUGGUGCCUUAAUGUUUAGACUAAUGGCUUACUGGUUUAAAAAUGAAGAAACAUUAACUGCAUUGUUCAAGACCUCUCUUAGGUCAGAGUUUCCCUUUGAUGCAUUUGAAUUAUUUGCCUUUGCUUCCAUUGGUGUUGCAUGUGGUUUUGGAGGUGCCUUGUUUAUUCUAGCCCACCGAAGUGUUAUCUUGUUUACAAGAAGACAUAAAAAACUCUCACGUUUUUUACAAAAAAACCGUUUUAUUUACCCAAGUGUUAUAACAUUUGUUAUAGCAUCUCUUACUUUCCCUCCUGGUCUAGGGCAGUUCUUUGCUGGAAAGCUAACAGGGAAAAUGGCAAUUAAAGAUCUGUUCAGUAACAUCACAUGGGCCACUGAUCAGGCAGAAAAUAUGGAUGAUGAAGAGGUUCUUAGCCACUGGAAAAAUCCCUUAACCAACAUCUAUGUGACUUUAGUUCUCCACAUCAUUAUGAAUUUUUCAAUGACUGUCAUGUCCAACACAUUACCAAUACCUGCUGGGGUGUUCGUUCCAGUUUUUACUAUAGGGGCAGCAUUUGGCCGUCUGGUUGGUGAGAGCAUGGCAGCCUGGUUCCCUGAUGGCAUCAAGUCUGGUGAGGUCAUUAGAAAAAUUGUUCCUGGUGGUUAUGCUGUUGUUGGUGCAGCUAGUCUAUCAGGAAGUGUGACCCGUACAAUAUCAACAGCAGUUAUUGUAUUUGAAGUUACAGGGCAGAUAAGUCAUGUUCUGCCUGCAGUUAUAUCUGUAUUGAUAGCUAAUGCUAUAGCCAACUUAUUCCAGCCUUCUUUUUAUGACAGCAUAAUUAAACUUAAAAAGUUGCCCUACUUGCCCGACAUUAUCUCUGCUAAAUCAAAUGCGUGGUUGCUGUAUGUGGAAGACUUCAUGGUCAAGGAUGUGAAGUUUAUUGCUUUUGAUGCCACAUAUAAUGAUCUACAAAGUCUCAUCUUAGAAACAAAACACAGAUCAUAUCCAUUAGUUGAUGCCAAAGAUUCAAUGAUCUUACUUGGUUCUAUUCAACGCUUUGAGUUAGAGCGAAUCCUUCUUAUCCGCCUGAGUCAGGAUCAAAAGAUUUUGUGGAGUUUUGACCACCGUGUUCAGCCUCCUCAGCCCAAACUUCCUAUUCCAACACUGACCAUAACCCCUGACAGUGAGGGAGGCGCCCCAGCAGGGGAUGGUCCAGAUAAAGGUGGGCCAGCAAGGAGGUUUCAGGUGACAAGAGUGGAGGAGGAGGAAGUGGGAGGGCAGGAAACAAACCAAGCCAGCAACAACAUACCACUACAGAUAUUGCAACCACCAAGAAUAGAUUAUCAUGGGACAAAAGACAGCCAAAACAACUACCACACAGUACAUGCCCCUCUGAGAUCUAUACUUAAAAAAUCUGCGUCGGGAUCAACACUUGAGAGGGCCCAUAGCACAGGAGAUCUGAGAGAGGAAAUGACAAACUUUUAUCGCAAACUACAAAAGCAGAGAAAAGAAAGUAUUCUAGAGGAUAGACCUUACACACUAGAUAAAGGGAGUUUGACAAGCCUGUACAAGAAAGUAAAACUAACAGGUGAACCAAAGCCCACAAAGAUCAGAAACUUGCCACUAGAAGAUCAAAUAGCAUGGGAACAAGAGCAACUUCAGCAAACUAUUGAUUGGGAGGGUGUGCAAAUUGAUCCUGCUCCAUUUCAACUGGUUGAGAGGACAUCAUUACAUAAGGUCCAUUCUCUAUUUUCAUUGCUUGGUUUGAGCCACGCCUUUGUGACAAAUACUGGUCGCCUAGUUGGGGUGGUAGGAUUAAAAGAGCUGAGGGUGGCUAUUCAAGGUCAGAUAGAAUUACAAGCUAAUGGCAAGACAAAAGUUGAUGACACUGCAGUUCGUGCCGAAAUUGAAGCAAGCGCAGAUGAAGAGCAAGCUCCAAUUGAUGAUGCUAAUCUUGAAGUUGUCAAGGAACCUACUGGAGCCUUAUACAGAAUACAUAGCCUUAAUGCCAGGAAUAGAGAAAAAGAUACUCAAGCCUAGUUAGACUGUUGUUCUUGAUCUGUUUUAAUGUUAGUCAUUUUUUCAUCUGGUCAUCCUAUUUUAUACUUGUUAGCAAUUUGAAAGAUUAUUAUCAAUAGUACAUGAAAAAGUCAUUUCAUUUACUAAAGUGUGGUUUCAAUUAUAUGUAAGUUAUUUUUCUAAUCUUGAAAAUUUACUGUAUUAACUAUUAAGGAAAAAGUAGUAUUAGCUUUAAUUAUAAUCUAAUGUUUUCAUCAAAUGAAGUGACCAAUAUGAUUUUUUAUUUCAAUAAUGUCAUUUCCGCAAGCAUUACAAUAUUAAUUGUACAGGAUAAUGUUUUAUUGGGUGCUAACUGUAAUCAGAAUGGUUUAUUAUAUAUACUCUGCUGAUAUUUAACAUUCCUGUAGUUUGAACUGUACAAUAUUGUUAAAAAUUUUCUUGGUUUUUUUUUUUGUGAUAUUAACAUAGUGCCUUAUGUUGUGCAUUUUAAUUGAUUGAUUUUUUAUGUUAAACUUAGCUUCAUCUUUUUUUUAUGGUGGCCUUUUGGUCACAACAACAUUUAGUAAGCAAAAGCUAAAGAAAAUAAUUUUUUUAUCAUGAUGAAAAACAUUUUGUUUUUAACUUUUUGCACUAGUCGAAUUGAAUAGAUCUGUGCUUUACAAACUCAUUUAUUACAAACCAAAUAGUCACAAUGUCAUUUGUUGGUUGAAUCAAUUAGAGAAAAAAUGCUCAUAAUCUGGAGAAAACUUUUUUUUCCUCAACUUAUAAAAUUUUAUAAUAUUAAAAACAAAUGUUGACUAUAAAAUAUACUCUUAUCAUAUUUUACAUUUGUUCUCUAGACCUAACUUAAACUGUUUGAAAACAAAACCAUUUAUUUUUGUUAAAAGGAAGUAACAUUACGAUACAUUGAAUCAUAGUUAUCUACAAGUUUUUCCACAAAUUUAAUGGCCAGUACUGACUCUGAUUGAGUGUUAAUUUUGUUAGUGUAUCUCUAGCCACUUGUGUUCAUGUCUUCCUAAUACAAUUCUUUGUUGCAAAUUUCUCCUCGAUUUCACCAUGAAAAACUGUUGUUGGAAUCUACUUAACUUCUGGUACUUAUUGUUACACCCAAGGCAUCUUUCUGCUUGUAUUGCCCCCCUUAUCAGUGAUAAUGGCAGUUAAAAAAUCUUGGUUUUUUACUGUAAUGUCCUGACUGCAUUAUUACUAGAACCAAAUUUUUGUAUUACUUCCAUACAAACGUGUUGUCAAAACAAAACUAAUGUUGUGUUAGAACAUUCCGCUUGGAUGGAUAUGUAUAUUUAUCUUGUUUUUGUAUUGGUUUAUACCACUUGACUCUACCUUGGGACUUCUGUAUCAAAAAGGCUGAAAUUUGUGCCGUGUUGGGGAUUAAGGUGAUUAAUCCACAAAACUUUCUUCUAGUCAUACUAGGUAGAGUGUAAUAAAACCCUUAAAUUAUCCUACUGUUUAUUUUAUGAAAGCUCUAAAUAUGUUUUCUAAUGUGUGUACAAUCAUUUUAUAUAAGGGUAUACAACAUUGAUCAUGUACAUACUUGUUUUGACAUAUGCAACAAUACAAAGUUUGUUUUAUUUGAAGCUUUAAAUACAAUUGUAGCUUGAAUGAUAAACAUUUUCAUUGUUACACAAACCAAAAUGUAUUAUUUUAUUAUACAGAAGCAAUGACUGAAAAAUCAUUUUUAUGUUCUAUUUCUAAAACAUUUAUAGAUUUUUCUCUUUUCGUUACUAUUAACUAGAUUUUUAAAACAUAAUUUUAAUAUUUUUCACAAGAACAUGUGUUGUAUUUGAUACUCUGUGUUGAUUAAUUGCCCUGGUAGAUUAUUGUAGGAUGUCACAGUAGUAAGGGCAAGGUUAAAAUAGUAGCAGCACCAGUAGAUUCUCAACUGCUACUCUUUGAAUGUUUCAUACAUGUUGAAUUACUAAUGAACUGCAUGUAUAUUUGCACAUGUUUUAAUUCCAUGAAUAUCUCUGAGAUUUUGUUCAUGUAUGUGUUCAGGUUACUGCCCUGGUCUCAGCGCAGCCACAAAUUUAAUGUUCUACCGUUGAUCCAUUUCUUCCAUAUUGUCACAGAAAAAAUCUAAGCAUCCUAAAUUGAAAUAUUACUCAGACAUUGGCUGGAUUUAUUUUUCUUUGUAUUCAAAGAUUCAUAAUCACUUUUUUUUUACUAAAAGGAAUGUAAGAUUAAUUAGUAAGAUGGAUUGUGGGUGACGGUGUAUUUAUCUUACUGUAUCUAUUGUUACAGAAAUUUUAUGAGAACAUGAGCAUUUAGGAUUGUGUAAGUAUGUAAAUAUGUCUCUUCUUUUAAUCAUAAUGUUUUGUUACAUUUUUGGAUGAGAUGACUGGUAAAUGUUUUAAAAGGAAAUAUUACAGGGAGUAUUUUUAGUUGAGUAAUAUUCUUCCUAUUUUGACUAAUGAAAUGCCCAUGUAAAAUGAUAUAAUUCGAACUAUGGUUAUGGGGUCAUCAAUAAAUGAUGUCCUA